Molecule: messenger RNA, 2198 nt
Organism: Orcinus orca (killer whale)
Lineage: Eukaryota; Metazoa; Chordata; Mammalia; Artiodactyla; Delphinidae
Gene: ME3
Product: malic enzyme 3
Exons: 16
Coding region: 170-2122 (650 amino acids)
Biological process (GO): pyruvate metabolic process; malate metabolic process
Cellular component (GO): mitochondrion
Molecular function (GO): malate dehydrogenase (decarboxylating) (NAD+) activity; malate dehydrogenase (decarboxylating) (NADP+) activity; NAD binding
Source: RefSeq, a predicted model, not a curated record
CUGGACCGCUCUAUCCAGGACGCACCAGCCUUGCGCUCUCGCGGCCGCCGGCGCGGUCCAGCCAUUGGCAGGAGAGGUAUAACGGCCCCGCAGCGUCUCGCCCCGCCUGCCCCGCAGCCCGGCCGCGUAGACAUCAGCUCCGGGCGCAGCACAGGUCUGCGCAAGGGCCAUGGGCGCCGCGCUGGGCACGGGCGCGCGGCUGGCUCUCCUACCCGGCCGGACCUGCAGCGCUGUCCGGCACUGGGAGCCCCCCGCGCCCGCCCGAGGCUGCCACUCCAAGGCCGGCCCGGCGCGCCCGGUGCCCCUGAAGAAGCGCGGAUACGAUGUCACCCGGAACCCGCAUCUCAACAAGGGCAUGGCCUUUACCCUUGAGGAAAGGCUGCAGCUUGGGAUCCAUGGCCUAAUACCCCCCUGCUUCCUGAGCCAGGACGUCCAGCUCCUCCGGAUUAUGAGAUACUACGAGCGGCAGCAGAGUGACCUGGACAAGUACAUCAUCCUCAUGACGCUCCAAGACCGGAACGAGAAGCUCUUCUACCGAGUGCUGACGUCGGACGUGGAGAAAUUCAUGCCCAUCGUGUACACGCCCACCGUGGGGCUGGCCUGUCAGCACUACGGCCUGACCUUCCGCAGGCCCCGUGGGCUGUUUAUCACCAUUCAUGACAAGGGCCAUCUUGCAACAAUGCUGAACUCUUGGCCAGAAGAUAAUAUUAAGGCUGUGGUGGUGACUGAUGGGGAGCGCAUCCUGGGCCUGGGAGACCUGGGCUGCUACGGCAUGGGCAUCCCCGUGGGCAAGCUGGCCCUGUACACGGCGUGCGGAGGCGUCAACCCGCAGCAGUGCCUCCCUGUCCUGCUGGAUGUGGGCACCAACAACGAGGAGCUGCUCAGGGACCCUCUGUACAUUGGCCUGAAGCACCGGCGCGUGCGUGGGCAGGAGUACGACGACCUUCUGGACGAGUUCAUGCAGGCCGUGACGGACAAGUUUGGAAUAAAUUGCCUCAUCCAGUUUGAAGACUUUGCCAAUGCCAAUGCCUUCCGCCUUCUCAACAAAUACCGCAACAAGUACUGCAUGUUCAACGAUGACAUCCAAGCUGGGAUCACAGAAGCAUCCCGGCUCUUAGCGGAGGAGAGAGAGACCUGGAAGGGGAACAGUGCUAGGAAUGGCCAUGCUGGAGGACUGGCCAGCUGUGUCCUUCCCAAGAAGCCAGAUCCGGGAUACUGCUGGCCUGGCACAGCCUCCGUCGCCGUGGCAGGGAUCCUGGCUGCUCUGCGAAUCACCAAGAACAAGCUCUCCAAUCACGUGUUUGUUUUCCAAGGUGCUGGUGAAGCAGCCAUGGGCAUCGCCCACCUCCUUGUCAUGGCCCUAGAGAAAGAAGGCGUACCCAAGGCAGAGGCCACAAGGAAGAUCUGGAUGGUGGACUCCAAGGGGCUCAUUGUCAAGGGGAGGAGCCACCUGAACCAUGAGAAGGAGAUGUUUGCCCAGGACCACCCUGAAGUGAACUCCCUGGAGGAGGUGGUGAGGCUGGUGAAGCCCACGGCCAUCAUAGGUGUUGCCGCCAUCGCAGGAGCCUUCACGGAGCAGAUCCUGAGGGACAUGGCCUCCUUCCACGAGCGCCCCAUCAUCUUUGCCCUGAGCAACCCCACCAGCAAGGCCGAGUGCACGGCUGAGAAGUGCUACCGGGUCACCGAGGGCCGAGGGAUCUUUGCCAGUGGAAGUCCCUUUAAAGACGUGACUCUGGAAGAUGGCAGGACCUUCAUUCCCGGGCAGGGAAACAACGCCUACGUGUUCCCUGGAGUGGCUCUGGGAGUCAUCGCAGGCGGGGUCCGACACAUCCCGGACGGGCUCUUCCUCCUGACAGCAGAGCAAAUCGCCCAAGAGGUCUCUGAGCAGCAUCUGUCACAGGGGAGACUGUACCCCCCACUCAGCACCAUCCGAGACGUGUCUCUGAGAAUCGCCAUCAAAGUCCUCGACUUCGCCUACAAACACAACCUGGCCUCCUACUACCCAGAGCCCAAGGACAAGGAGGCUUUUGUAAGAUCCCUGGUCUAUACUCCAGACUAUGACUCCUUUACGCUGGACAGCUACACUUGGCCCAAGGAAGCCAUGAAUGUUCAGAAUGUCUGAUGCAAUCUCAGAGGCUGGUGUGGGGCUGAGUGAAGCCCAGAGUAACAGUGACAAUAUAAAUGGGUUCCAAAAUGGC